Molecule: messenger RNA, 2264 nt
Organism: Saprolegnia diclina VS20
Lineage: Eukaryota; Oomycota; Saprolegniomycetes; Saprolegniales; Saprolegniaceae
Exons: 7
Coding region: 603-2138 (511 amino acids)
Source: RefSeq, a predicted model, not a curated record
UGGACUGUGCAAAUGGAACGCGUCUCGAGCUACUGCAAGUCGCUCUUGCGUGCAGGGGGCCGAGAUCCUGCCACAUGGGCCGCUGCUGUCUGCGUAUAGGGCGGGCGCCCACAUGGUCCUCCACCAGCGGACGCAAGACGAGGAAGCUGGCGCUCCAUCUGCUCGGCGUUGCGAUCUUCCACGCGCGCGGUGGCCCCACGAUUGCCGCGGCUCCGAUCCGCCGCCCGCCAUCCCGGUCGUGCCACGCGCCGCCCGCGUUGCAGCUGUCGCGACCGCUGAUUGGUGCAACUUGAUAGGGGAACUGGCAAAGCAAGGGUGUCUAAUGACUUUUACCUACUUGAACGUCAUGGAGGUCAAACGGCGUAGGUUAAACUGGCGGCGCCGCGCGGAACGCAUACGAUGCAUCCCACCGUCCGUUGCCAUCGCCAUGGUACGUCGAAUAUGCAGACUCGCUUCGACCGCGUCAAGGCGGCAUAUCGCGCGUGCAAUGACGCACAUGCGAGGAAUGGCCGAGUGCGUUAAACCGGUUUGACCCAGAAAAACGCAGCCAAAGCCAGUGCUGGCUAGGCAACCCACAAUCAGACAAGCUUGCGACGACGACGAUGUCGGCGAUUCGAUGGAACCCAUGGGGCGUCAACUACGCCGGGAAGGAGAUCGAGCAGAUGCAGUUCGUGCACCGCGUGUACCUCGAGGCCAUGGGCAUCGAGGCCAUCGACCUGCCGCCGACGCUGCAGAUGAACGCGACGUUCACGGCCCCGCUCUUCGUGCCGACGAAGGCGUCGUUUGACGAGCACACGUUUGUGCGGCAAAUGCAAGGCGUCGUCGGCUUGCUGCGGCAGCCCGCGGAAGAGAUCAUCUCGUGCAUCUGCGGCUACCAAAAGGAGCGCGCCGACCGCUUCCAGUUUGGCUCGGGCUACAUGAACGACCCGCGCACGUUGCUGCUCGAGGAGAUCAAGGAAUGGGCCAUGUCGCGCCUCGCGCCGGCGGCGUGCACAACCGAGUCGGUCGAGCGCGACGUCGAGAAGCGCAAAAACUACAUCACACAGCUCCAAUAUGUGGGCGGCGACCUCUUUGCACCGGGCAGCGGCGAGCGCUCGCUCCUCAAAACGCUCAAGGACAUUCGCGAGAUCCUUGAAAACCGUGUGCUGCCGACGAUUGCGUGCGAGCGCGCGCAGGCGAGCGCAAAGGACCACCUGACCGUCGUGGAGGCGCGCGCGACCGACGCGCUCAUCCACGGCGUCCAGUUCCUCUUCAACGUCUUCCGCAACACGGGCAAUGCGCCGGCCGACUGCACGAUCACGAACCUCCAGUCGCAGCAGCACAGCGCCAUGAAGGACGCGAUGACCUCCAAGUCGGGCCAGAUGCUGCAACUGCUCUUGUCGACGCCGUCGUUCUGCAAGCUUUUCCCCGAGAGCCAUCACCACGUGACGGGCGGCGAGAGCAAGCUCAUGGCGUUGACAAGCGAACAGCAGCUCCAGAUCCAGUCGGAUGCGGUGUUUUGCGACUCGGCCGCGACUGCGAUCGUACCGGCGAUCCUCACGCCCAAGGAAAUGACGCCCAAGGCCUUUUUGACGCAGAGCAACUCGGGCGUCAUUACGUUUUUGACACCGGAAGACUAUGACAUGUACACCAAAAUGCACGGGCUCCUCAAGCUGCUCGCCGACCUCGUCGUGUCGUGCCGCCAAGCGCGCCUCCUCGCUGGCACCGGCGGCGACCUCCUCGUCUAUGGUCCUGGCGGCGCCCACCUGCGCCUCCUCCUCGAAACCAUGCAGGCGGUGCAAAUGGAAAUUGUGCAGUGCGCAACGACGCUCAAGCAGCGCGGAGUCGCCGAGCUUGACAAGCUCCGGUCCUCGUACAGCGAAAAGAACUGGCGCAUUUGCUUCUCACGUGUCUUGGCGCUUGAAACGUACCUCACCAACGACGUCUCGGCGUGCAACGACCCAAUUCGCAAGAUCUGCGAGGCGACGACGCCGGCCUACGUCCUCCAACAAGCCAAGGAAUUCAAAGCCCAGACGAGCAAGUGGGUCGUCGAGAACGCGAGUGCUUGCAGUCAUAUCGCUGAUACGCUGCAUCUCAAGGGCCUUCCUCCGAUGCCCCAGAUUACGUCGAGCCAGAUGCGUACCAUCACGGCAGGCUAGUUUGUCAAGCAUCAACACCAGCAUCGGACGCUGUUAUUUUAUGGUGUGAUUUUCUUGACUUGAUAUUUUUGGGUUCAAGUUGCGCUUUGCCGGCAUGAGAAAAACGUGUGCUUAGUUACACUUUGC